CGAGGACAGAAAGCCUGGUACUGAGCUCCUAACUCCCUCCCGCCCUGUCCCUUCCACUCCCUUGCUUCCCACCCACUCUGUCUGGGAACAGCAAUGCUGCAUGCCCUGGAUUGACCAGCAGCCUGGUUGUGUUUCCUCCCCAGCCGCCUGGCUCAGGAACCUCUGAGAAUGAACAGGAGACGGAUUAUCAGCUCCUUCUGCCCCUCGCUCCACCCUAGGCGGCCCCCACAACGCUCCGGGCAAGAGGAGGGACUUUCCGCCCCCUUUCGCCUUUUUCAGAGGUGGGAGGCUGGGCUGCAGCAGACUUUUAACCGAGUUGGAACAAGGUUUCCACAGGAGUCGGAGCUGGGAGUUCACAGCGGCCAGCUGCUCCAGACGGGACGGGAGGGAUUCCUGCCCUGGAAGGAUGCAAUUGGAAUAUCCCAUCCCUGCCUCCUCUCUGCGCAUCCUGCCUCCCGUCUGCGACCAAGGAGGCUGCGGCAACCUGGGGAUGGUGCUAGCCCCAUGCCCCAGCUCAGAGCCACCCCAGAGCAGUGGGCCGGGUGCUGGCAGUGGGGCACCCUCCCACAUGGGCGAGGCCACCAAACCCCCCUAUAGCUACAUCGCCCUCAUCACCAUGGCCAUCCAGAGCACCCCGGAGAAGAGGAUCACCCUGAGCGGCAUCUACCGGUACAUCAUGGGCCGCUUCACCUUCUAUCGGGACAACAAGCAGGGCUGGCAGAACAGCAUCCGCCACAACCUCUCGCUCAACGAGUGCUUCGUCAAGGUGCCCCGGGACGACAAGAAACCCGGCAAGGGCAACUACUGGACCCUGGACCCCGACUGCUACAACAUGUUUGAGAACGGCAGCUUCCUGCGCCGCCGGCGCCGCUUCACCAGGAAGCGCGGCCUGCGGGACGCGCCGGAGGGCGAGGCUGAGGGGGCGCGGAAGAAACAUCCCAAGUACCGGGCCCGGCAGCACCCCCAGCCCUUGGCCCUCUUGGCUGAGGGGAUCAAGACAGAGAGUAGCUACCCCUUGCCUGCUCCCGCCAGCCAGAUGCUCAGCUUGUGCGGGGGGCAGACAGGAGCGGGACAGGCGCUGACCUUGGAGGGCCAAGUGGGUACCAAGGAGUGUGGCCAGGGCAGCAAGGAACCCAACAUCCAUUGCCCAGAGCAGCCAGGCCAGGCCAGCCUGCUGACCCCUAGGAAGUACCUGCAGAAGCCCAGGCAGGCAUGUCUGUACCCUCUGGGGGGGCCAGAGCCCAAACCCCAGCUCUUUGAGAAGCAGCCCUGCUAUCCAGGCCUCGAGGGGCACCAGCCGGAGACCCAGGGGCAAGAUCCCCCCCGGCUCAAGGAGACUGUCUUUGGGGGGCUUCAGCCCCCCAUUCAAAUAGCUCAGCCCCCGUAUACUGCCCUGGGGGAGCGAGUGACCCAACAGCACCCCCAGCUGACCAGGAACAUCAAGGAACCGCCUCAAGCCACGCCAGCCUCGACUGUGCCUCCCGACAGCGAAGUGGAGGGUAAAGAGUCUGCAGCGUGCACCAUGGGGCUGUCCCAGCCAUUCAGCCAGGUGGCCCCCGUGUUCCCAGCCCUGCUGGGGCCCAGCAAGCCCUCGCUCCCCUGCAGCCGGCAGCCCUCGCCAGUCUGCUUCCCCUCCUUCGAAGGCGAUGGCUAUAUCAAGCCGACACUGCCCGUCUUCAGCUCUUUCGGCUGCUCAGGCUCUGACAGCUUGAGCGGGAACUACCAGUGCCGGGUGCAGGCACUGAGCUUCUGCAUGAAUGAGAGGGCAUGCAACUCGGCCCUGGAGCACCUCCUGACAGCGUCACCAGGUACAGCUCCCGUGACCCCUAUCCAGCCGCCCCCCUUCAGACCCGCCGUCCAGCUGCAGGGGGAGCAGAAGGAGUCAUGGGCUGGGAGCCCGUUCUCCCUGCCAGGAGGGAAUGGUUACCAGCUGGGACUCCCCCACUGUCUCUACAGGACACCUGGCAUGUUCUUCUUUGAGUGACAGGCCCUGCCCAGGCCAGACUGUGCCCUCACAGCCUCUCUUGCCACCCACUGCUGUGCCCAGGACACCCCUGGCCAUUCCACCUGCCCUUCGGAGAGCUGACUCCAAGGAAGGGACUCACCAUGUAAGUUAUUCUCUCCUGCUGCUUCCUGCCCAGUGGUGACUGCCUGAUGGAGCUAAGAGGGACCCGGGCUCCAAGGGGAAAUCACUUUGGGUACCAUACCACCCGCUGCCAGCGUCCUUUUGCCAUGGCUGUUAUCCCACCAAACUAGAACCCUGCGUGGGAGCCAGGGGCUGAAUGGAACUGUGUCCUGGCUAGUGGAAUAAAAUGCAUCCCCCA
Messenger RNA from Chelonoidis abingdonii (Abingdon island giant tortoise), 2324 nucleotides. RefSeq names its product forkhead box S1 (gene FOXS1). Gene Ontology annotation, biological process: anatomical structure morphogenesis; regulation of transcription by RNA polymerase II; cell differentiation. Gene Ontology annotation, molecular function: DNA-binding transcription factor activity, RNA polymerase II-specific; RNA polymerase II cis-regulatory region sequence-specific DNA binding. The record is from RefSeq and is a predicted model, not a curated record. Lineage: Eukaryota; Metazoa; Chordata; Testudines; Testudinidae.